GCGCAUGCUCACUGCAUCCUCACCUCCAUCCGCACGUCGAGGGACUUGAAAGCUUGAAGAAAGAUGCUCAACGUCUCGGGUCGCUGGAGCCUUGUCACCGGGUGAAACUGAGUUAUCUAGAGGGGAGGCACACACAGUGUUAGAUUUAUCAGACGAGACUCGUUUAUAUCCUGGUUUAUGCGCGCGUGCACCGACAUGGAACUGAAGAAAUCUAUUUCGGACACCGAGCGCGCGCUCAGGAGCUACGGCGCCGUGUCGGAAACGGCAUGGACAACGGACAAAGGUCACUCAGAUGUGUCGAUGGCAGAGAGCACCAUGGCUCCAGAGGAGAUUGAGGUGGAGAUGGCACGUAUCCAGCGCUUGCGAGAAGUCCUGGUACGCCGGGAGUCCGAGCUGCGUUUCAUGAUGGAUGACAUCCAGCUCUGCAAAGACAUCAUGAGUUUAAAGCAGGAGCUGAGACAGAUUGUCGCAGUACCAGAGAAAGAAAAAACCAAGAAGCACAAGCAGCGGGAAGAGGAGCUGAUCCUGAAGAUCCAUAAGCUGGUGCAGAAGAGGGAUUUCCUGGUCGAUGAUGCUGAGGUGGAGAGAUUAAGGGAGCGAGAGGAGGACAAGGAGAUGGCUGAGUUUCUCAGACUGAAGCUGAUGCCUCUGGAGAAGAAGCUUAAAGUCACACAACAUCCUCCAAAACCCAAGAGACAAAUCCUGGAGCCGCCUCCCAACAAACCAUCCAUCACCAAGUCAGGAGUGGCCAUCAUUAAGGAUUGCUGUGGAGCCACCCAGUGUGCCGUCAUGUAAACUGACACAGACCUCUUUACGACCCCUGCCCCCGUGUCAGAACCUACACACUCGCGUCACGUGACAUGCCAUACAUCAUUUCCUGUGACUCAGAGGACCUCAGUUAGUUGUGUAUCCCCUCGAAACUGUUCAGGAAUCAGGAUCCUUAUUUGAGUUUCAUCCACCUGGUUUCAGCAAAGAGUUUGGAAACUGAUCCCUAAUCAGUACUCGAGGGGAACAGUAAGAAAGGUUCUGUAAGCUCGUCCAUGGUGUUUAUGAAGGAAAGAGAACUGUAAAUAAAAAUCUGAUAAAUAUAUAUGUCUUAAAUGAGUCAGAUUGGGUCAUUCCAUCAUGUAACAUUCCUUUGAGAUGAAAAUAUGGUCUAUGAUCAUGUGGUUGAUAGACAGUGCGAGCAUUUAUAGAACCACAAGCACAAUGUCCACACAGUGAGGUGUAAAUGUUGAGGUUCUCUGUCUGACAGGAAAAACACAUCUGUUAUCGUCCCGCCAUGUUUGACAACGGGUAUUUAUUCUUUCAUUUCAGGUCUUUAACACCAACCAGUGAACCUCUUUCACUUUCAGGAGACCCACAACUCUACGUUUUUAAUCAUUGAUCGCAGGUGUGACGAGCACGCGUGGUUCAAACUAACACUAUGGCUGCCGAAUAAGAGUGAGAGUUGGUGGAUGCUUUUGUACUGGAGCUGAACAAUAUUUUUAAGUCCAUCCUUUGCCCAGUUUAGAAGUUUAAUUCUCUUAUCUGUGUCACUGAAAAUACAAAACCCACACAGAAAUACUUGCUACAAAGCUGGGUCAUAUUAGACUGAAUGCUAAUAAAUCACAUUAGCCUGCUUUAAAAGAAAUCUGAAAAGCAAAUGUAAAUGUUCAAAGCAACGUGAGACAAUAAACAGAACUUCAGAGAGGCCAAAUCGUCCUUCAUGUUACUUAAAAAUGCACAAACUGCAUAGACAAAAACAAACAGUGGGAGUAAGAUGAAGGAAUAUGCGGACAUAUGCAGUGCUGUAUACGGUGGUGUUUCUGAUGGAUCUUCUCAGGUAGUGAACGAUGCACACCCCAGGAAAGGUUCCCUGUUUCUUUUUAGAUAAAACAUGGUAUGAUCAUUUAAGUCUAAAUAUUGUGAAUUUUGUGCCUGUUAGUCCAAACCCACCACGCCUGUACAAUAAUGCGUCAAUCAUAUACUUGCAGUAAAUCCAGUGAUACUGCAUUGAGGUCUGAUUUCAUUUUUAUGUAGGCUCAAAAAGGCAGACGGCUGCAAUUCUGAGAUUUGUUUCAAAAUAUAUUAAAUAUGUUGGAAAAUAGUUGCUGAAAACGUGAAAAGACUUUGAACAAUACAUUACUGAAAAGUAGAGUUAAAGGUUAAAACUGUUUAUCACCAGUUUUCAGUCCAGGAUUUCUUGGGCGGUCUUAAAAGGGAGGCUCGAUGACACGCUGAGGCCACCCUGAGCAUACCACUGCACCCCUCGCAGAGAUAGAUUAAUUCAUCUCGCUCAGUGUUCAAAAUUGCUGCUUGAGUGGGCGUGGCACCUUUAGCGGACACGCCCACACAGUCAUGGAGCUGAGACGACUGCUCAUUUCUACACCUAAUUUCAUAGAUUUAUCGAUAUUGUAAUUAUUCAAAUUUGACUGGGUGGUUAAAAACACUUUCAUCUCUAGCUGACAAACUCAGAACCAGGCUUCAAGUCUCCAGACUUUUGCAUUUCUCUUCAUAAAGGCCAACACUAACUAGCAUGCAACCUCAUCUGACCCACUUUUGUAACAGUGUUCCUGCCAAUGACGUUUCAUAAUUUUGGUUAACUCCUGUAAAUGCAACACAUACUCAUCAUUUUAUCCAAGUUUUGUGAUCCACUCUACUUAUUACUCAUUCCCCACAGUCACAUCAUCUCAGACAACAGCUACUGGGAGUUACGGACUGCGGUAAUAUGACAUCAUUCAUAGAUAUUAUGGAUAUUGCUGACAAACAACUUGCAUCCUCUGAAUUUAAUCUUGCGUUUUUAAAUGAUAAAACACCAGGAAACGAAUGCAAUUUUCUUGUAAAUGCCUCCAAUAGACGGUGUAUGUUUGAGUGUAUUUAGGACAUUAGUGACUCAUGUCAAGCAAAGUGUUGCCCUUUGUCACUUUACCUUCCUUCUGAUAACUUGGCGUUCUUGUAGUAGUAGUGAAUUUAUGAAGGUCCUAAUGUUGAAUUAUUGAACAAAUAUGCAGAAAAUAAGCUGAAACUACCUGUACAUAUAUGUUUAAAUAAAGAGCAUCUUUCAGGA
Larimichthys crocea (large yellow croaker) is the source of this 3049-nucleotide messenger RNA. It is a transcript of the gene bmerb1, whose product is annotated as bMERB domain containing 1. The transcript has 6 exons. NCBI's taxonomy places the organism in Eukaryota, Metazoa, Chordata, Actinopteri, Sciaenidae. Gene Ontology annotation, biological process: negative regulation of microtubule depolymerization. Gene Ontology annotation, cellular component: microtubule cytoskeleton. The coding region runs from base 178 to 795 and encodes 205 amino acids. The record is from RefSeq and is a predicted model, not a curated record.